AUUUAUCUAUUGGUAAUGCUGGUUAACAGCGGUUCCAUAAUCCACAGUAUAAGCACAGAACGUCAGAACACUCAGAACAUUAAUAUUUAAUGUUAUUCUAUGAAAAAAAUGAGUAAACAAGGAAGUGAAAAAAAAAAAGAAAUAAAUUCUAAAGAUGACAAAAAAUCAAAGAAGCAGACACCAACAACAAUAAAAACACGGAAAGAGGGUAAAAAAUCAAGAAACUUGGUGGAUGUGUUCAAUGAAUGUGCUAUGGAUAAUGCUUACCAUACAUGUCACAAUGUACAAGAUCUGCUGAAAUGUCGAGGCUUUCCAUGGCCACAGGCGCAAAAGAAGAAGAAAAAGAAAGGUGGCAAAAAGGGCAAAUAAGAAUAAAAAUGCAAUAAAAAUAUGUUAUUGACUUUUUGUAAUAAAAAAAUAUACAUUA
Molecule: messenger RNA, 427 nt
Organism: Rhopalosiphum padi (bird cherry-oat aphid)
Lineage: Eukaryota; Metazoa; Arthropoda; Insecta; Hemiptera; Aphididae
Product: small lysine-rich protein 1
Exons: 2
Coding region: 100-369 (89 amino acids)
Source: RefSeq, a predicted model, not a curated record